Messenger RNA from Xyrichtys novacula (pearly razorfish), 39447 nucleotides. The record is from the annotation of a GenBank genome assembly. NCBI's taxonomy places the organism in Eukaryota, Metazoa, Chordata, Actinopteri, Labriformes, Labridae.
CUACUAUAAUGCACAGCAAUGAUUCACUAGAGUCCAGCAGACAGUGAGUGUCCGUCACACACAUCUGGGGGUCUGUAGAUCCACGGACAGCCCUCCUCCUUGAACCGUGGUGCGGCUGAGGAGACGGUGAAAUUUUGUCAAGCAGAUGGGUUGAGGUCAGUCAGCAGGAAAAGGCUCACGUGUCGGUCAGAUUAGAGUCGAACCGACACAGAGUCCCGUUACCCGGCAAGCUGUCCGUCUCAUUGAUUUGAAGGGGAAUGAAUGCUGACACAUCCACGCAGUCAGCGAGGGCACGCCGCUCAAACUCACCGCGCGAGGCCAGCUGGACAGCGGCGGGCAAAGUGAUGCGUGACUGGGACGGAGUUAGAGUUUUUCUACUCUGAAACGCAGGAGCAGGUGUGGAGGUCUGAUACCAAACGACACAUUUGGAUAACAUGUCUCUGCUGAAAGAACGGGGGAGAGAGCUUGAGCGUUUUGACGGACUGUCACUCAUCUACUGGUAUGUAAAGAUGUUUCAAAUCUAGUGUAUGAUGGGGGGGAAAUAGCGCAGAGAACUUCUCUGAGAAUCUUUUUGUUCAACCUUUUCACAACAUUGAAAAUCAAUAUGGUCCCCUGAUAGAUCUGGCACAAUCAAUAACUCUAUCAGGGGCAUCAUGUGAGCCAAAAUUCCAAGGGGGGACGCAGCAAGGGAGGGGUCCUUCUUUCCAGGAAUAAGGAAUGAUGCAAUUUUGAAACUUAAAGCUACUAUGAGGAUUUUUUGUUACAUGAAUGAAAUUCACACUAAUGUCAAGCAAGACCAUCAGCAAAAACACCAAACUUUUUAUAUCCUUAUUUUAAUGUCUGAAAGUGGUCCAAGGGGGUAGGUCCAAGCCUUGCAGCUGAAGAAACAGCGAUGUCUUUACAAUUUUCUCAUAAAACAUUCACAACGACUGAUAUACUUGACUGUCAAAAGUCAACAGAUUGAGAUUUAUUGUAAUAAAUCACCACUUAGGGAUGAAGUGGACGAGGUCAGCAAAGACUUCGCUGUUCACACAGUCCGUAACCGUCAAGAUUGACCUAACUCUUAAGUUCCUCACAGGAGCUUUAAAUAUGACAAUAUACAUUUAUUUAUUUCAGUAUAAAAUAAAGGAUUAAUUUCUUAAGAUUAUCAUGCAUAAGCUUUCUUUUUUUUUUCAUUUUAGGUAUCACGUGGAUUUUUUCUGUUCCAUUAUUAUCUUAUAUCGUAAUUCAAAUCUUUUUAUUACGAUCAUCAUUGUGCUGUCCAUGUUUCCCUUCCUCCUCAGUAUCGUUGACUGCCUGACAAACAUCACUAUUUCUCCUUCCCUCACAGGCCUGGAAUGGUUACUUAAAAGGGAAGCAAAUCUUAGAAAUGAAAGAUAGUUUAAGAUAUUUAAACAGCACUUAACUACAGUUUUGAGGACCAAGUUAUGAACUUAAAGCUCCUGUGAGGAGUUUUUGUGGUAUUGAAAUUGACUGAAAUUCAUAUUGAAGCCUUUUUACAAUAUUUUAAAGCAAACAAGACCAUCAGGGACAAGACUGAUACUGCAAUGAAACGAGAGUGAGGGGGUAGGUGUCAGCUGAGUGGUUGAGAAGACAGGGGGAGAUUUUUUUGUUGGAAGAUACUGUUUAAUCAUGUAGAUGAUGAAAUAAGUGAAGACUAAUUUGUCCACAGAUUUCUUGACAGUUUUACUCUAAUUUUUACAACAGCUGCAUUCAAGAGAGUGAAAUAUGUUUGUGGUUACAGCACAUUUUCCUUGUUUCUGCAGCCUCACAGUAUGAAUCUACUACUGCAGAUUAAGUAGACCUAUUACAAAUUCAAUGAGUAGUAACAACAGACUCCCAUAAUGUAUAGCCUACAGUAAGAGUAAUGUAUUUCCAGAGCAGGAUGUGAAAGUAAUAUGUAAUGACAUAUGUGCCUGUGCCAUAUAAUUAAAAUUGAAUUUAGGAUUGAUCAUUGCAACAGCCACGUCAAUCACUUGUGCCAGGAGAACAACACGAGCCUUUCACAAAUAAAAAAUAAAAAGUCAGAAAGUCAAAUAAAGAUGGAGUGUGCGUGAUCCCCUGGUAAAGGCAUUUUGUAGAGGUCAUGUUGUUCUUGUGCGCUGUCCUGAGGGGAGAAGUCAGUCAGCUAAAUGUAGGUGCUGAGUUGACUGUUAGGGCCGGCCCUGGCUGGAGAGCCAGAGCUGAAGGGAGGUGAUAUAAUGCUGCAGGGUACCCCACAUCUCCAUGGCACCUUACUUUAACCUGGACACCUCUCCUGCAAACAGACCUACAUCUCAAGUUUCCCCAUGAUUCUCUCUUCAAAGAAGUUACCUGAACUCUGGGACUAUUUUCUAAUUUAUGUCUCAGGAGCCCUAGAAUUUAAUCCUGACUGCCAUGACGUAGACCUGGGACUUUUUCCUCUCAGGAUGAAUCCCACAAUUAAAACAAGGUAGGUAUGGCUUUGGCAGGGGAAGGAGUAGAGCUUUGUCUUCAUUAUCUUACGGGAAGACUUUUACUUUAAGGAAAGACAGACAGUGUGACUGUGGCAGGUCAGUUUUUUCUUGUAGGUUCAAUGUAUGAAAAUGUAAAGCUUAUUAGAUUAUUAAAAAAAGAUUUAAAUACAGAAAACAAAGAUCAUUUAUUUUUUAAUUUGCUUGAUUAACCAUUAAUUUAUCAGUCGAGUUGCUUUUAAAAUACUUAAGUGGAUGCAUCUGAAAAUAAACUGGUUAAACUUUUUCUCGUAGUUCUUGUUUACUUGCAUAAAUCCUUUUAAAUUGAUUUAAUCAUUAGAGGAAGAGAGUUAAAGCAGGAAUAUAUGGAUUAUUUUUUAAUGAGUAUGAAUAAAAUGUCCAACAUCGGCCUUGAACUUGUGAAAAUCUGCAUGAAAUAAAAGUCAUAAUGGUGUAUUUGGUUAUUGCUAAAUGAAGACUGUGUUGUGGCCCCAGUUUAAGAUCUUUAUAAGCAACCAGAGGUAUAGUAGUUGUAAAUUUGCCCAUAGAUGCAGUCCAAGUAAUGAUUUAAGAAUUCAAGUUUCAUUGAAAAACAUUAUUGUGGUUAAAAACUCAUGUUUCUUAGUAAUUUUUGUAGAUAUAUAGAAAAUUAUAUCCAAGUGCCUAAGUAUUAAAUACUCACAAGAAUCUCUUCGUGCUUCUAUGUGUCUUGAACACAACUUUCAGUCAUCACCUGAGGUGUUGUGAUACCCUGAAUAAUAUAAACUGAGGUUAAGACCUCGUUUCUAUGCACUGAGCUGUGUCAGAGCCCAGGGCUGUUUUUUAGUUCAAGCAGGUACCUGCUUCUCUCUGAGUUAGGGUGAACAUGGAUCCACGAAGCAUGAGUAACACAAUGCCGUAGCUGACAUAGAUUAAACAGGAUGUGAAGGUAGAGCCACAGAUGGUGCAAAUGUCUUGUGCUUUCUUUUUCUUUCUCCAUCUCUUCCACCUUAAUUUCACGUCCUCUCUGGCUGCAGUAAACCUUGUGAUUAAUUUCAGGUUUUGGGUUGCCGGUCUUGCUCUGUUUAAAUAUGGUAGAGAAUGAAUCCUAAUCCAAAUACUCCAUUAUAUUCAUUGAUUCAUAACUUUUUAACAUUUUUUUUCAUCUACUGUUGUUAACUCUUCUUCUACUUAUCUGUUUUAUCAGAGGUCAGAACUGAAGGUCUUUUUCUUCUUUUUUUUGCCUUUGUGUCCCUGACUUUACAUUUGUUGUGAUGCUGGCCAAAGGCUGUGACAGGUGUGACUGGAUUCAAUUUGACAAGUUAUUUACUCUUCUCCUGUCCUUAGGAGUUCAAGCUUCUGGUGACAGAAAACCUUGCUUUGGUUCAUGCUCCUAGUGAAUCAUCUCACUUUAGCUCACCAUGUUUUAUUUACCUUCUCAUACUGGAUAAACUGUCUCAAUAUACAGGUGUCUUUUAUUACUUUCCGUACCAGAGAGGAGGUGUAGCCAGCAGCCUUGAUCCCAGUGUAGUUAGGAAAAAUGUUUUGUUUAUGUUUCAUUCAUUGUAUUUCAUAUUUAUCUCCUUAAAGCUCCUGUGAGGAACUUUUGGUUUGUGUCCAUCUUGGUGCCCCCCGGUGGACAAAGUAGUCUUCGCUUAUUUUGUCAUCUGCACACAUUUUAACAAUGUCGUCCGACCAAAAUCUCCCUCUGCUGACUUUUUACAGUCAGGUGUGUAAUUUAUUGUGAAUUAUUAUAAAAGUUAAAAAUGGGGCUGUCUCCUUAGCCACUCAAACCAACCGUCUCACUCCAAUUUCAGGCGUUAAAAAAUACACUAUAAAAGUUUUAUAUCUUGUUUGUUUUUAUAUAUCAUAAAAGGCAUAAAUAUGAAUUUCAGUCAUUCUAAUUACCUUAAAAUAAUUUACCCAGAGAACCUUUAAAAUAAACAGACAUUAUUAUGACGACCUCUGUCCUUUUUAAAAAGAAAUCCAUGAAGAGGAGCAAUCAGAUCAGUGUUGCAGACUAAACUUUAAGUCAUUAUAGACAUGUGACGUGCAAAUCAGCAAAAUACUAGACUAGAUUAUGAGCAUGAACAAAAAAAACUUGCCACACUAUUAAGUUUUUUCAGCCGUGUUGAAGUCAAAAACACACGAGACCAAAGAAAUCCAAGACAUGUAGGUGCAGCUGGAAAUAUUACCCUGAGUGAACAUGAAACGCAUCUAAUCCUUCACUGUCCUCAUUUCUUAAGAGCUGCUUUUACCUGAAGAAGAAAGAAUCAAACACAGUUCCUGUCCUAAAGGCUGUAUUGAGUAGUCCAUGUUGCUCUCUUGCAGCCCAGUUUCUUCUUCUGUGGAUGUAUGUUACAUUUCAUGUGGUUUUAACAGGCUGUAAGAAACGGCUUCAUUCCUCCUGGCCACUUCUAAUCAAUAUGCAGUAAUGGGGUUCAAAUGAGCCCUUAUUGACCUUCACCAAAUUUCCUCUGGUGAUGAAAGAUCUGCUGUGAAUGAAUACUCUGAGUUUGAUUUUCUCUCUACAGAGUCUGUUGAUCCUGAAGCAGAGUGCUGACUGGAUACGUCUUCGGGGAAGUUUGCUUGUUACUGAUGUUUUUUCUCUGCCACUCUUCCAAUUGACGUUUCCUCACUUUGCUGAGUGGUCCGUUGUGUCUAUAUUGGCUUGUCGACAAUGUCAGGGACUUGUCCACGUCUUUGCUUGAUUUGAAUUGAGCGGCUGUACAAAUGCUGCUGGUGUAUGUCAAAAUGGUCGGCUGUGACAAACCUUUACUUUGACCAAAGACUAAGAAACGGUGUAGAAAGUCCUUGCAGUGCAUUUCAAGUGAAGCUCUGAUACAGUACAAUACUGACAGUGGAGCUACUUCUGUACAGGAAAUGUGUAAACCUGAGACACGCUUUGCAGUUUACAUGCCUGUGUUUGAAUGUCAGUGUCUAACAUAGAUUAAUGGAUGUUCCCUCUUUGUUAAUAAAGGCAUGUUUGCAGUAAAAAUCACUGCAUGACCACUCACUUGUUAAAGGCAGUGAAAGUUUUCCCCUGUAUCCCUGUCAGGAUGUAGUCUGAUUGCUGUGACAAUGAACUUUUUUCUUAUUACAGUUCUGUAUGGAGAAUUAUGCUGCGUUCAAGUUACCUCGGAAGUCAGAUGUCCGAGCUGAAAAUGAUGUCACACCCAGGUUAGCAGCGUCUGAGUUACCAAAUCGGAAAAAAGCAAAAUCGGAGGCGGAAACAAGAUGGCUAACUUCUACAAAAGGGGGAUAACUUAAAAUUACAACUUAAAAUCAUUUUCAACUCCGACAUGUGACUUCCGAGGUAACUCAAACGCAGCGUUACUAUGUGACGUCACUUUUGAAAAUGUUGGAGAAACCCUAAUUUUUAUUACGAAGCUGCCUUUCGGGUGAUUUUCUGGUUUUGUUAUUGAACCAGUUUGUGAAGAUUAGUUAUUUAUGGAUAAAUCAGCUGCCUGAAAAAAAAUUAUUUAAAAAAAAGCAGAAGUCCUGCAGAGUCAAAAUGAAACCGCAGUUGUUUCUGAUUUGCAAAAUUAAAACAAAACUGCGUGUAUGAGGAAAGCUUCUGCUGUCUUUCUACCAAAAAUCUAAUGAUUAUUGAUUGCCAAAUUUAGUCAGCUCUGUAAUUUGAUCACCUCUGUAUUAAAAAAGCCAGCAAACUUCCAAAAACUGAUAAACUAAUGCAGCAAAACUUCCACAAUUGCUCCAAAUUCCUGUUUUGCACACGUUAAUGGGCCAUUUUAGAUCUCACAUGAUACUUUCUUUAAGCAGCACAGCACCAUAGAAUUACAUCCGUUUAACCCCUAAAAAGUACCUUUCUUAAUGCUGACAUGUCAGUGAAAACAGCUGCUCUCUGGGAUAAAAGACAUUGAGACUGGAUCAAAUUAAAUCUUAUCCAGCUCGAUGUGAAGAAUCUGUGUUUAUCUCUAUCCAAAGAAACCUCAGUGGUACCCUUCAGAGCCUUGUCUCAUUUUCGGUCCCUCCUUUUCCCUUCCUUUGAUCCGCUUACGCUGCAAUUUCAAAAAAAGAAAAUCAGGGGUACUUACAGGACAUUCAGUGGAAAAACAUAAUCUGUAAUGCAUGUUAUCUCUCCUCAUCUGUACACAGGAUUGUUUGGACAUUUUCAUUAUUAAACUCCUCAUACUUAGCAUGAUUUGAAUAAAAACUACUUUUCAGUUUUCAAAACAUGUUUGAAAAAAAGGUGUUUCUAGUGCCAUGAAGAAGCAGAAACGCACUCAAGCUACUGACAGAACCUGACAUGAGCGGCUCUUCUUUUCCAUGUCAGCAAUACACAGAUUCUGCUGUUUACUGAAUCUGCAUGGAAAUACAAAUACUAAACAUAUUACAGGAAAUAAAAUGCACCUCAGCAACUACUUCUUAAAACUGAAAACUACAUAUUUUGUCUUUUUCCACCUGACUUUGUUUUAUAGGUCUUCACUCAAAGGCAAGCAUGUUCACAACUCUGACCAAAACAAACCAGAGCAACAGCACUUUUUAUCGUUAAAAUAGGCAAAGUAACAAUAAAUCAGGAUUUUUUAAACUGGUAUCUUAAAGGAAAGAAAGUUGUUGAUGAAUUUCUGGUUAUAACAUAGUUUUUUUAUAACAGACUUCGCAGCUAUUAUGUGUUUUGUUUGUUUUAUAAGUAGAAUUCAUGCAAUCUUUCAGUUUACAUGAUCACAAAAUAAACUGAUGUGUCACCAUGGCAGCAUGUCUGUGGUUUACAUUAUAAUAGACUUGGUUUGAUGUUCCUUGACAGCAAACUGGUCUUUGUUUCAGUUCUGUAAAUUACAGAGUAAAUGUAUGAUCAGAGAUAGAUAAUGAGCUGUUGGAUUACAUGCAAACCAGCAUAACUAAACCUCUUUUUAAUACUUUGAAUCAUUUUGAAAAAGCUUUAAAAAUCAUUCACAAUGUUAACAUGUUCCUUUUUAGUAGAUAACUCCUCGUGUCCCAGCUCCCUGGACUCUCCUGCAGACUUUUCCCUCAACCUGCAGCUUCUCCUCUUGACUGUAGGGGGCAGUCAUGCAACUGGAACCUCCUGACAGGGAUUGCUGUAGUUCUUGUGUUGCUCUUUACUACAAUAUACACAGACACACACUCGCACAUACACACAGGACAUCUUGAUCACACAAGAGGUUGUGUGCAAGCAUGUCUCUCUGUGAUUGGGUUUGGGCCUGUUUGAGUUUUCAGUGUGGAUUGGUUAAUCCCAUAAUCUGAUAAUGACCCACUGUGCAGAUUUAGUGAUUAAAGUUCUGAGGCAAAUGGUUGUUGCCAUGGCUGCAAUGGAGAGAAGGAAGAGAAUAAAUCUCUAUGAUGAGAACGUGCGCUCUGAUGUGUGUGGUUGUGGGCGUAGAUAUGUUGUUUAUUGGCUGAGUAAUACUUCACUGUAAUCUUCUUCCAUUCAGAUAACUCUUUAUUACAAUCAAGUUUAACACAUAAUUAAGAUAAUAUCACAUCUGAUAUAUCAGCUGAUUAUCAUGACAGUUAUUUCUCAUGUUGAGGGCCUAAACUUGUAAGAUGAUAGACCAUCUUUAAUCAAGAUAAAACGGAUUUACUCUGCGUAUGUGGUUGCCAUUAAAAUGGUCACUACAAUGGACAUCACAGCUGUCUUAUAAAGACCUGUUGGUAUUGCACAUUACACCUUAUGGAUUAUCCUUUUGCCAUAAGCUUAUUCCCUCCUCAUUGUUUGUCACUGUCAUACAGUAUCUGCAGUAUCAGUAUACCUGCCUGUGCAGCCGGAGUGAAUCAUGACAGACAAUAAUCAGAGCUGUUGAUAACAAGAAUCAGGCGUCUCCACUGUUACAGAAAAUAUGUUACGCAGGUUGAAAGUUCAUCUAAGCUUGGCAAGGUAUGUUUAAAUGAUUUAACAGUUAGGCUUGUUGAACGUUCACAUUGUGAAUUUGGUGGUUGUGUGUGUAUGUGUUUUGUUUGAAGAUUGAAGCUGAUAUAGUCGGAUGAAUCAUAGCUGGAUUAUUGUUUCUUUAACUUUCUCAUGAUUGAUAGAGCAGUAUUAAUAACAUAAAGCCAGAGUUAACUACUGUUAGGCCUGCUGACUGUAAUCACAUUAAAUUCAUUUAACAUAGUCCAUAAUUACUUGUAUCCUAAUCCUGUAAACUGAAUUAGUUUUGUUUCACCGUUACAUGAGCUGUUGUUGUUGUUGUUGCUGUUGUUUUAAGGUUGCUACUGUCCCCUGUCUCUCUCUAUUUUCUCCCUCCCUCUCCCCUACCUAUUCUCUCUCUCCUUCCCUCUAUCUUGUUCUCUUUCUCUCCCCCUGCCCUCUCUCCACUCCUCUCUCUCCCUCCAUCUCUCUACAUUCCUCCCCAAACCAGCAGCGGCUUGGUGGUUGUCUAACAUAAGUCUGGUCCUCCCCGAGGUUUCUGCCUGUUAAAAGGAAGUUUUUCCUUGCCACUGUCACUCAUGCUAAAUCCCAUCUUAGGUUGGGUCUUGCUAAUUCAUCAAACAAUGAGCGUUGUCUAGACCUGCUCUGUUUCAUAAAAAACAAUUCAGGAGGUAAAAAGCAUUAAAGACGAUUUAAAGGUUAAAAAAAGCAUAUGUCAGUCAUACCAGUAUUUUUGCAUGAGCAGAGUGCAGAAACAAAGUGCAAUGUGCGGUUUGUGACCAAUCAUAGACUGUAUAUAGAAUGGACACCAUCUGCCUCCUCGCUGGGUAAAGCCACUCCGAGAACAGCACCCUCUGGUGAUGGGCUGCAGUAUAGGUCAUAAAUCCCGGCUCCUCCAGCAAGGCUUAUGGAGCUGUGGACAAACUUUAGAAAUUUAUUACACAGAAUAUAAAUUUUUCUCCCCCCUGCUUGUGAUGUUGACAUGUAGUUACUGUAAGACUGGUUUGUAGUUAAGCCCUCUUUUUUCUGUGCAGCUCCGUUUUUAAAAGUGAUUAGGGGGUUCAUAUUUUCUAUGAUUGACACCUGAUACAGCCUAUGGGCGUUCAGGGAUUGCGUAGCUCACUGGGGGGAUACGCUGUUUGAGCUGAGCGCCAUCACAGCGACUCUCCUGCCAAGCGCAGCACUGGUUUCAGGAAAUGAAGAAAAAUCGCAGAAAUACCGAGAGCGCUUUGGCUUCAAAUCCGUAUAUAGACGGGAGGCGGAACCAAGUUGUCCAUAGUAUAUACAGUCUAUGGUACCAAUAAAAGAAAGCCUAGAUCAGCUUGAUCUUUCCAAGAUCAGCGAGAUCAGGCUUAUCAGACCUACUCCUACUCCAUACAACAAGAUCACAGUAACGCAGUACAAUACAAAUAACAACUGUAUUAUUAUUUUUAUUAUUUGUAUUGAACUGAAUUGGCUAAAUGGGCUUUGAAAACAGAGCCAAAUUUAGCAUAUAAGAUGUAAUCAUUACCGCCAAUCACAAAACAUCUCAAUCCAUUUUUAUAAAUAAAUAACUUUUUUCAGAAGUCAAAAAUAACUAGUAGCCUUUGCUGUUUGCGAUACCACACAGAUGUUGUGUGAUUUUAAUGCAGGUGGACAAUUCAAGAAAUGAAUGCCAUCAGAGGAUUAGACUCCUGUUUCUAAAUGGAGAGUUUGGUACUUGACUAUUAAUGUGUUAAGUGCUUUUGAGCCCCUCCUGCUCGGUUUGAAUUUUGGGUCAACAGUUGUCUGAGCAGUUUGAUGCACAUCAUUUUAUGUGUUAGUGUGCAUCAUCUACCUAUUUGAAUAUUCCUGUUACAGAUGGUGAAGUAGUUUGUGUGGCAGACAACACUGGUGCUCAAAUGUAUCACUCCUUUAAAAUGGACGGGCUUUGUUGGGGAUUUCUCUUCUUCACUGCACAUGCCAGCAACAAAUACCUGCUCCUGUCCAACAGGCGGAGGAAGCUGCUGCUGGAAUAUCCCUGAAUAUGUGUGACAGCUAAGCCCUGCCAAAAUAAUUUCCAGUGUCACUGCUGUCUAUGCCCUUUUUUAAUUUCGGCGACUUUAGUUAUGUAAGAGAUUAAUUCUGUGGGUUAAGGUGGAAUGUUUGGCGCUGACAGUCUGGUUAACUGGAAUUAGAGGCUGGCUCUGUAGACAGACCACCUUGAGGUUGAGAGCUGGAAGCUGGGGAUAUCUCCGACUCAUCCACCGUCUGUCAAUCCAGAGGAGCGGGCUCCAUGUCAAAAUGCCAACCUUUUCCGUGAUGUACAAAGGCGCUGUCAUCAUUAGCAGGUAAACAAAAGGAAAGAAAGAACAAACGGAGCGAGUGUGGUUGUGGGUAUAUGAGGUUGACUGCUGUCGAAACGCUGAUUGACGCUUCUGUGUGUUUACUUUAGCCAAGUCUUGACUUAAUAGAUGGAUUCGUCUACUGUUUCUAGAAUAAGUGCGUGCUGGAGGAUACUGGAUAAAGCAAAGCAUGUUGUUUUAUUAAUGCGUGGUGCGUGGUCCGCGCAAUGCUGGCGCGCCAUGCGGUUAACUGUAACAUUCAGUGAAACCAGCAAAGCCUACAUGUGGUGCCGCAAAUAUAUCUCAUGCGGGGGUUUUUCAGAAACACACGAACAAAAAAAAUUGAUAACAAUAGAGUGAAGCGCGUGAGCGUGAUCUGACUGGUGUUAUUUUGGAUCGACAGGAUGGGAUAGAGCUGUCACCAUCUGUCCAUGCCGCUUGUGCGUCGUGCGUACCGAAUGGCGAUAGUUUGAGAUUUGGAGCGACAAAGGUUUGAAGCAGUAAAUGUCUUCAGAUUGCGCCCGUGUUCGCUCUUCUCUCUUCUCUUUUAACGUUUUGGUCGAACAGUUUACUUUGAAGGUCGUUUGGUCGAAUAAAUAAUCGAGGAUAUUCACCGUAUGUAAUCAAAUCAGAAAUCAGGGCAACAGUAAGCUUACUCGUCAUGUCCUAAUGCUCGGAGGUCUGUUUGCAAAAUGCAGCCAUGAAGGAGUAAAGCAUGGUUUUAUUUAUUUCUGCGGUGUCAGUCAUCUUGAAGCGUUCAUGGUUCAGUGUGAUGUUGAAUCUAAGUUUCUUUGACUCUCAUGUCAGCUGUUGUCUCCCUCUGGUUGUUGAAAUCCUCAGCAACACCUAAAGAAAAUGUUUUAAAUGAAAGUCUUUUUCUCAGUUAAUAAUUGAACAGGUAAAUAUUUGAUGUUAAAAGGCUUGGUAACACUUUACAAUAACCAUAAUUUAUAAAUAGUAAAUUGAUAGUUUAUUAAUGUAAGUGAAUAGUUACUUUACCAUUAUCAAGCAAUGAAAUUAUGAUAAAUAGUUUUCAUUAAUUGUUAAUGGACUAUUUAUUAAAUAGGGUUUAAAUAUUGUUUGUAAAACAUCUAGAUUAAAAUGUGUGUCAGUAGCACUUUGUAAAUGGUUAAUAUUUGGUUUUUUAACCAUCUAUAAACAUUACUGAGAUGGUUAUUGUAAAGUUAGGGUUAGGUUUUUAAAAAUGUAAAAUGUACAAUUUAUCAAGGGUCUAUAUGCUAUUUAUAAAUGAUGAUUAAUUGAUUAAUUAAAUGAUGAAUAAACAUGAUCUUUCUGCUUACUAUUUACCAUUUAUAAGUUAUGGUUAUUGUAAAGUGUUAAUAAUGGCUUUAUCUGAAUCUUAGUGUUUGAAUAGCAGUUUUGCCCCUUAAUUGACUGACAGAAUUGGUUAACUGGUUUUGAAAUAAUGAGUGGUUUAACUGCAACUCAAAUAGUAAUUAUGCUGCUACCAUAGAAAACACAAUAACCAGCAGACACACAGGAAUAAAGGUAGUAUUAGGUGAUGGUUAUUUUGAUUGUAAGGAAAUGAUCACCCAACAACUUAAAUCUGUCUGCUGUUUUGUCAACCAUCUCUAACUAUGAUUGGUUUCUAUCAUCUUGGAACUCUCACUCAUGUUGAACUGCAUGCUUGUCUCAUAAAUCAGUGACUUCUCAGGGGUGAUGCAGAUUUUUAACAUCAUUCCCAGUUUUAAAGAAUAGUUGUGCAUUUCUGGGUGAGAUUUGGUCCCACAAAACUCAGUAACAUAAUAUCUCACAAUGUCAGAUUCUGUUGUGUUUACAUCUCCCUCUGUGAGAUUAGGCGAGAAUUUGUGAGGUGGUGUUUUUUUCCCUUUGGCCCAAACUAUUCCAAAUCGUUUGUGUGACUGAAAACUUUGUAAAAUAUAUGCGUCUUUUUCUUAUUCAUUUAUUUAUUGCAGCAUGAUACAAACAGAAAAGGUCAAAGGUUGACAUUUCCCACAGUAAAAUAAGAAGAAGACGUUGGUCUGUUUAUACUUAAUGAGUGCACCGCUCCACCAGAGCAAACAGAAAACAUACGGCUUUGCAUGCAGGGUGAACCUGCUGCAGUGGAGAAGUGCUGCUGAAUGUUUAAAACUUUAAUUUUGUUUGAAUCACUGGCGGUACUUGGCAUAUGUGUAAAGGGUGAGUGUCCAAGGGCCUCAAAAAGACAUGUUUACACUUUAGUCUGUUUUAUUGAUAAAACUGUUGCUUUAGUUUGAGGAUUUUCCAUCAGCCUCAGCCACUAUCGUAACGCAUAUAAAUGAAACACAAAUACAACACACAGGUCUAUUGUGAGACUUAAUUACACUUGUGUUUCUCCUGAAAUAUCUCUUUUUGUCUCCAAUUGGCUGUGUGAGUUUCAGAGUUGUUGCUUUGUGAUAUUUAUUCUCCUCCUAAACACGAAUACACACACAAGUCUCUGUUUCUCACACUAAUUAACUCAGUAUGUGUCUGAUCACUUCCAUUAAUUAACUGUGCAAGCAUAAGACUCUUAACAGGGAGUAUUCCAUUAACACAACACAGCUGCAACUGUUUCAUAAGUUUGAGGCACCAAGGCUUGGAUGAUGUGCUUUGAAUUCGUGGUUUUGACAUGUUAGACUCUCCCCGCUAACGUAUUCACUUUGAAUGGAUCAGAUCUGCGGGAAGUCCAUCCAUCACCUUUGCACAUUGAAUUUUUGUUGGAUAGUGUCCAGCAUUUAAAAUCAAACGUUUUGAAGCAGUGUGUAGGGUCAAGUAGUCGCAGAUUCAAAACUCAAAAGAACAACAUGUAAAGAGUGCAGUGGUGGAGGAGACUCAAACUCAGACAAACUUAGUCUUCUCUCACGUUAUCAUGCAAAUAUACAGAGUUUUGACAGGAGGCUUUGCAGGAGAAGAGCUCCGUAUGUUGAGAAAAGGGAUAGAAAGUUUAAAAACUCUAAAUAUAGUUUCUUAUGUAAAAAUAUUCCUCUCUAUUCUGUCUCUCCCUCUAUCACUUUUUUAGGACACUAAUGGGCCCAUAUGGAGUCGACAGAGCUGUUUAUUCCAUGGAGUUUACGGACUGUGAAAAUGGCCUGGGUGAGUAUUUUUUUAUUAUUAUGAUUAUUGUUAUAACGUGUGUUUUUACAUUUCUUUUGAACUAUUUUCAUUUUAAUAGUUGGUCAAAUAUUAAAGAUUUUCCACCCCUCUCAUUCUGGCCAUUAGAGCCUGUUUUUGUAUGGCUGAAAUGAUUUAAAUCUUUACUCUAACAGGCUUUUCUCUGCGGUGUUUAUCCUUGUCUGUUUGCCUGAGUAUGGAAGUAGGUCAUGUUGCAAAGCCCUAACCCACUUAACUCGGCUGGGCUAAGAACACAGGGAACUGUUGUUAUCAUCUGAACUUCAAUUUACACACUGGUGGGGCUCGUGCCAGACAAACAUCUCGUAUACAAUAAUACAAGUACAGUGUUAAUAACUACUCUGCUGGAGUGAAGGCCUUUUAGCGAAGUACGUUCAUUAAUGUCAAGAACUGUAAUUAAUCUUUUGAAUUAACUUUUUAUAAUGGCAUUGCUGAAAGGAUUAAAGACCUGAUUGCAUUUCCUAGUUUUUUUUUAGUCUGUUAUAUAUUUUGUUUCAUAAAAGGUUAAGUAAUUUCCAAAUGACGCAAUAGUCAUUUGCACUAAAGCAGUUUUUGCACAAACUGAGCUUUUGAAUGUCACUUCUUCCUUAAAAUAAAACUGCAUCCCAGUCAAGUCAACAGUAAUAUGCUCUUUGUUUGAAACAGAAUGAAAGUAUCACUAUGCAUGCAUACAGGUGCAGCUGCACCACAGAAGCUGAGAGAGCACUACUACCAUGUUGUUGGCAGAUUGUCACAGACCUGUGGAUGAAACUGGACUGAAAAUCUGAUCCACAUUUUGUACAUGGACUCCUGCUAAUUUCUCCAUGUGUAACAAUGUGAUCUUUAAAAAUAGCCUCGAUUAAAGUUUGGUUCGUGUCAACUUUGGCGCCCCUGUGGACAAAGCAAUCUUCACUUAUUCUGUCUUUCAUAUGUUUGAGUAGUGACAUCUGGCAGAAAAGGUCAUCCUACUGAUUUUUGACCGUCAGAUGUAUCACUAAAUGAUAAAAGUAGAGCUUUUUCUGCAGCUGCUUGGUUGGCACCUACCCCCUCUGACUUUAAAAUGACGUGAUAAAAUGGUCAGUUUUGUCACAAGUGGUCUUGUUUGCUUUUGUGUGUCUUAGAAGGGCAUCAGUAUGAAUUUCAGUCUGUUUCAUCAACAACAAAAGACUCCUCAGAGGAGCUUUAAUGAUCAACAAUCAGCAAUUAAUUUGGAUUUAAAUAAUUAACUAUUGAACAGCCCUAGAAUAAAUGCAUGUUGGAGUUAAUUUGUUUUAAUGGCAAGUUUUUAACUGGACAUAUAUAUUUUAUUCUUAUCACUAACUAGAGCUGUAGAUGAUGAAUUUUUAAUGUAACAACGUUUUGAGGAUGAACUGAAGCUUGCAGCGCUGAUUUCAUUUUAAACCGAAUAUGGAGACAGAGAAAUUCUGUAUUGCACUUAAUGCAGGACUUGAUGGAGACAGCUGACUCCAUAACAAGAAAAAGGGUUUGGAGAUAUUUCCAGUUUGGGACAUAGAUGAAUGAAGUCCUGAUAGUGAACUGAUCAAAGUAUAAGCUCAAAUCAAUUCUAAUGAUUAAACAAACAUCGGUACAGUAGUCAGGCCACAACACUGAGGAGUCAGAGGGAUUGGUUUCAAACUCUGUCAAAGUAGCAAAGGAUGAGUGAGAAAUUCCCCAAUGUUAACAUUUUACAGUUACAAGUGUAUUGCGUUUGUGUGCGCACGUGUGUGUGUGUUUGUUUGUUGUGUGUAUCCACAGUACUUAAAUCAGCAAUACAGGUGACAAGCAAAGCUGCUUGUCAAUCAAUUUAAUUAUGUGCUGAGAACACCCUGUUCCAGUGCAGUAUGUCUCAAGACUUGGGCUCUUUGUGUAUGUACUGUACAUCUAAGGUCUCCAGCAGCGUAGGGGGCUGCGCCUUGUUUACACUGUGUAGCAAACACUCUCUCAACCCUGUGCUGAAGACAGCAGAUACUAUUCUCUGUGUUAAUGCAGCUCAGCGCUGUAACACUUCACCAUGUGGAAGGGGAAACUGUUCACACUGAGCAUCAUCUGUGUCAUGGUCAGAUUUGCCUGCAGAGUCGACUCAUUUUAGCUUUAUUUGACGUGUAAAUAAUGCAACUAUAGAUUUUAUAUUAUGGAGUCAAUCCUUGGAAAGAAAUGAGUCCUUGAUGCAUAAAUAGAAGAAACAAUAUUUUUGUAAAGUAAGAUGUGAAGCUGUUUUUCCUCCUGACUCGUUGUGCAUCAGAGGGUGAGGGUUCCCUGAGUUUGAGGCAGACACGGUUUCCCUGUUUUCAAACAAGUGUAGCUGGCUCGAGUCCUUUUUUAGGCUGCCAAGUGUAAUGUUGCUGCUGCUGCUUCUCAUCCGAACAUUUAAGACUCCAGUUUGUAACAUCAAAUAAAUAUCAGGUGUGCUGGAUCGAGGCUGUUUUACAUCACCUUUUAGAUAGGUUUAAAUGCUCUUUUAGUAAAUGUGCAUAUGUUAUUUCUUCUAAUCUGAUACGUUAUAGUCACCUGUAUAUAUUUAAAUGUCAGAAUAUCUGAAUACAUCUAUAAACUUAUAAUAGUCUGUGGAUUAUUUUGCAUUUUGAAGUCACAGACUGAUUAAACUUUUAAAUUACCCGAUCCCUUUUUUCGCUCAGUCUCCAGAAACGACUAAAAUGGCAACUUCCUUCGGAUGACCUUACCCCACACUUGGAUCACAAUAUUCAAAUUCCCAUCUGUAACACGCCAUCAGUAUUCAUUGAUGCAUUUUAAUGAGUGUGUGUUCCACUUAGAAAUAACUAUCCUUUCAGCGUGGAGGAGAGUUAUUUUCUUGUUACUUCUCCCUCAUGAGAAGAUCAGAGGAGUGCUGGACUCUGGACUUUGUUUUUCUGCCACUUUUAACUUUUGAAUCCUUGUUGAAAUAAUUAUAUUUGUUUUAUAGAGACCAAACUCAGGCUGUUGGUUUUGAUGUUUAUUUGUUUUUGAAUGGUCUGUAGUUGGAAAUUAAUCUGGGCCGCUUAUUUAAACUUAAUAAAACUGGAUUACUAAUAAUCUGGUCCUUCUCGAUGCUAUUCUCUGUUGUUUAUGUUUAGCUUCCACCUAUGAUACUGGAUCAUUUUGAUAGUACAGGAAAAUUACUCCUUUCGGCUUCUAAUAAGAUUUUCAUCAUUUAUAUCUCACAUGUUAAUAAAGUUUUUAAUUUCCAUUUAAAUCUUUUAUUUUUGUUCUGUAUUCUAUUUAUUUUAUAAGGCGACCUUGAGUGCCUUGAAAGGCGCCCUAACAAAUAAAAUGUAUUAUUAUUAUUAUUAUUAUUAUUAUUAUUAUUAUUAUUAUUAUUAUUAUUAUUAUUAUUAAAUCAGGCGGCCUUGGAUUUAUUCUGAUAAGGCCCCCAAAAGCGAAAGUGGUAGAUGGUGAUUAUUAAGGAUUAUAGAUGUAAUCACCACUGUCAUGGUUUGUUUACAUGCUAACUUUUCCAUAGCUAUUAUUAAAGUGGUGCUGACUAAUGUAUUGAAUAGAUAUACCUUAGCCACCAGUUACAUCUGUUACCGCGGUGAUAAAUGAGUGAAAUGUUGAAAAAGUGUUUUUUUAAUUUUUUGCCUUGUAGGGGACUAUUUUAAGGGAAACGUACUGAUUUUCAAGCCUAGCUAAGCCGUGACAGAGAGUAUCACAAUCAUGUAAAUGUGUGUUAAAGAGAUUUUGCCCUUUGGAGAGAGACAGAUGUUUAUUUUACAUUUCUGCUCUGAUUUUAAUCUCCAGAGGAAAACCAGAUUCUCCUAUAUUUUUGUUGUGUGAAAGUUGAUCUUUUUUUUUUUCAAGGAUGCAUUUAAUCACAGCUACUUAUCUCCACUUGCUUUCUUAUGCCAACAGGAAUUAAAGUGAUCGGUGGAGUGAAGGAGCUGACUGGAGAGGAGUUUGGAGUCUAUGUCAAAAGGAUUUUACCUGGUGGCCUUGCUUCAAAUGAUGGUAAGAAACUUUCUAUUCUCUAAAAUGCAACUAGGACUUAAAAAAUUUGAGUUGCAACACGUGCACAAAGUUAGUCAAAAACAGUGAAGUAAAAUCAUGGCUGAAAGGACUGUAUAUUAAAUAAACUGUACAUUAAAAGUUUUUGCAGGGGCUGCAGAGUCCUUUGUUGGCGCUCAUCUGACAAACUUCUACCUGAUCAGCCAUCCUCGGUCAAAAUACAUCCACUCCUACUCAACGAUCACAGUUUGUGUAUUUGAGAUUUCAUGAGAUUUCAUUUCUUAAAACAAGAACAUCUUACAGAAACAUUGCAAGUACAUUUUGCGUACUUCAUUGCCAUUUUUUUCCCCAUUUUUUGCAAGCAAUUCACGUCUUAAAGCACUGUCAGAUUGUUGCUUAUAAGGCGAAGAACCAAACCUCGAGUGGUACUGAAAAUUAACGAUCAAAUGACACCAUUGAUAACCACUUAAGAUGAACACAACGUGACUCUUAUCCAACAUAAAAACAAAUGUUAUUGGGAAAAAUGGUGGUGUAUUAAUCAAUCCUUGAAUUACAUUGGCAGUAUUUGAAGGAUUAAUUACUGUCAUGUACAAACUCAGAUCGAUUUAACACACAGGAGUUAAGACAGCUUAAUGCAUUACCUUUAAUGCCAAUUAGAUGUUCCAAUCUCUUUAGAGGGAUGGGAGGGGCAGUGGUAUUGAAUGCAACCCCAAGAUCUAACAAACAAGUGUAACAGGUGCUCAUCUUGGUGUGGUUCUCAAACGGACUGGACACACAUCUGUUCUUAUAUUCUCUGGAUUUUAUUCUGCAGGUGCACCAUUCAAGAAAAGGACAAAGACCUCAAACUGCACCUGGUUACUCUUUUAUAUAAACUGUAGUGGCUGUAUCGCCAUAAAAAUUAGAAAACAAAGAAAACAAAAACAUGCAUGCAGGUUUUUAGCAGAAAAACACACAGGAAACCCUGCAACUCUUUGUAACGUGUCUCUACUCAGCAUGUUUGACACAGCUUCGCUCUCAGACCCUCUCAAAACAAGGAGGACUGUUUCUGUGCAGCUUUCAAGCAAGUGAGCCAAGACUCGGUGUAUGAGUCAUAGUCACUCAGCAGGGGUCAUUCAAAACAUGCUUAACAUGAGUCACGUCUACUGGUAGCCUAAAGGGUGCAUACGCUGUUGUUGGGGGUCUGAGUAUGUUGUGGUCAAAGUGGCGAGUGUUAUCCCUCAGGUGGAAUAAAAUCACUCUGCUACAACACACCGCCCAUGGGAUGGUGGGAUGUAUUGUGGGAUUUCUUAACACUAACUAGACAGGGAAGCUUGGCAGUCAUGUUGUUCUUGAAAUUGUCCCUUAAUCAGGAUAUUUUCUAUCAGGAAGCUGUAGGCACAGAAUAUAUUUUUCUAGCAUUUCUUGGCAACCUGUUUUGAUGUCUGUUGGUCUGUUCUCCACAUUCAUGCACUCGAACUUCAGAAGGGAUGAGUUCCUGGUGCUCUUCUGAGGUGCAUUAGCUGAGGGUGCUGGUGUCUUCCCAAACAUGCAUCUCUGAUUGCAUUUGACAUAUGUUUGUGCAAAAUUGUUGUCUAGCUAGAAAGAGGGGACUGUUUUAACUCCGUAGAUACCAUACUUGAACAAGACUUUCUUUUGCUUUGUUAUGGGGUCCCUCAUCACACAAUACAAAAUACUGUCUCAAGUUUUAGCAAGGGCAAAACUUCUUGACCACCUGAUAGCUGAUAAACAUUUUGGAUUAUGCUGAGCACGAGCCAAGAAUCUACACCGAUCUUCUAACAUCACAAAUCUGACAAACAGUGGUCACCUUAGCAUCACAUACCUCCUUCAAAUAUGGGGGGACAUGUCUUUUGUCCGGUUUCAGAUUGGCAGCUGACUCCCCUCUUCCAUCGGUUUCUUCUUUCUAAUAGUCUAAGGCUUUUAACUCAAAGCAUCUAGAUGUAUGAGAUCAGAUCAGCAUUGAAGCCAAGCAGGUUCAAACGUGUCAAGUUUGGACUUAGUUAGAUGUUAAUGGUUGGAUUAUUAUCCAGAUGGUGAGCUUAGGUCUUCAAUCAAUGGCUGAACUUUUCACAGAAACACCCUUUAGGUCCAGAAACUUUAGUCAGUGAGUUUGAUAUUUCUGCUGUAAAGCACUUGGAGUCUUGUUUCCAAAAGUAGUGAACCUGGCUUUGGCACCUCAUGGCACUUAAACACAGCACCAAGACUGUUAAUCAGAGUCCGGAUGGUCAUCAACAGUAUUACAAGUUCCUCUUGUUGCUGAUUUGGUUAACUUACAUCCUUUCUUUCACCUCUGACAGGAAAUCUCAUGGCAGGGGACCAGAUCUUGGAGGUGAACGGGGACAGUUUGGUUGGAGUCACGAGUGAAAGGUAGUCCAGUCUUUCUUUUGUCUUUUUUGACCAACUAGAUGACUAGGCUUGUACUAUAACAAUGAUGCAUAUCUGUGUUUGGAUUUCAGAGCUGUGGACAUCUUGAGAGCGGCGUCAGCAACCAAUCACAUGCGCCUUCUCAUUGCGAGAGAUGAGGAAGCAAAGUAAGCAGCAGUAUAAAAUUCUAUUUUAUAUACAAAUUAUCUAAAUAUAGAAGUCAAAUGGUUUUUAAAUCAUUUACUUGUGGCAGGAUGGUUAAUAACACAACCUCAAACCACUCCACUUUAUAUGAACUUUAGUAACUUCAGCACACUGGGCUCAGGCAUGCUGAGUUACUCUGAUUAGUGAGUGUGCAGAUUAGCCAUCAACAUGUUAGACACGCCCCCCUAAGACAUGACCAGGGUAUCAUGACAGCUGAAAACAGGUCGGUGAAGAGAAAGUGAUCAUUAUUAGCAGCAUCACAGGCCGUAUCCAUUCCUGAUAAUGUGAGCUUAAUUGAUAAAGUUUGCAGCGGAGGACUGGCAGAUCUGAUUUUGAAGCAUAACAGGAUAUAUUAGUACGCUUUGUCCUCAGCAGAAAUGAAAGAAUUAUUUAGCACUAGGGGCGACUACAGACCCAGUUUAUUCAUAAACAAAUGCAUACAGUAAGUAGACAUAGAUUCUCACAAUAUGGUGUCAGUUGUAUGAAUGCAUAAAGGCCCAUCCCCCCCGUACUGAAAUGAGAGCUGACUGAGGGGAGAUAGCUUAACCCAGGGCAGGGCCCCUGACGAGAUGAGUUGUGUUAAUCUGUGCUCUCUGCUUUAGCUGUGCAGCCAAGAUCAGAGGAGAUGGAGGAGAGUAGAAGGGAUGGCGGGCAGAGGAGGGGGGAUUAUGCCUGUCUUUUUGUGUCUCACAUCAAACAGAUUUCCUUCUUUUUAAAAACCCAAGUCAAAAUGUGCUAAGCAUGAGGGACAUGCUUACCAACUGUGAGAGCUCACAGAACUCUGCGGAGUAAAUCGUUUCAUAAAACCUUGAAGUCGUUUGUCACUAAUUUAUGCGGCGCAGUCCCUGAGCAGGGUUAAGAUGUUCAUUCUGCACCAGCCUGGUCUUCGGUUCAAACACCUGGCCUCCAGCAGCAGGUUUUUGACUCCGCAGAGUUCUCCAGAUGAAUGGAAAGGUUGGAGGUGGUUUUCACAAAGAUGAGGGCAGUUAUUGGGGUUACGCUGUGCUUUUAAAGGCAGAUUUCACAGAUUAACUUGUUAUAACAAAACUCUGGUGAUAUAUCCUAAUUUAGAACAUAUACAGAUGUGUGUUUUAACUGUUCAGAAAAUAUUAGGGGUGGGAGAAAAGAAUCUAUUCAUAUAAGUAUUGCGAUUUUUUGUUUUACAAUUUUUAGAUGGGUUUUUAUGUUCAAGUCUUUUUUUUUUUCUUCAAGUUUAAGAAUAAAUCUUAAAAACUGACUUACAUGUGAUGUGUAUUUUUUGGGGGAAAUAUGGUUACUGGAAUAGUCAGUUGACACUCAUGAUCAUUCAACUGUUUCACUGGGGUAAAAAUGCAAACUAAAAACUGAGAAAAUCAACAAUAUCAAAGAAUGGCACUUCGAAUCGGCAUCCAAAAAAUCGUAGAAAAAUCAAAUCGGGAGAAAAGCAUAUCGUCCCAGCUCUAGAAAAUAUGACUCUUAGAGUGAAAAACUAUAAUCAAAGUCUAAAUCUGUGUAAACUCUGAGAUGUACUGCUAUGACGUCUUUGUUAAUCAAUAGGACAUUAAAUUAGCAUGAUUUUUUAGUAACUGUUAACUGUAGUUGAGGAUGUUUGGUGGACCUGCAUGAAUAGUAUAUCUAAAUUCAUGCAUUUUCAGUAAAUAUUCCUCACAGGAAUAAUAUAUAAUGUUUUUACUCAUAGGAAAAUUAAGUGACUUGACCGUGGCUCAGUAAUUUUUCAUUAGUGCAUGCAAGUGUGCGAUGUAUACGACGGUAUAGAGAUGAAUAUAACAUUUCUAUUAUUAUUCCCUCAUACAAAUCUGUGUCAAAAAGGUAUUAUAGAAAAAUCAUUCUCAUGCACCACUCAUAUUUAUUUGACGGCUUAUGAGACAGCUUGAUAUGCUGACGGGGCUUAAAAAUCACAGACGCAGAGCAUAGAAGCACUAAUUUAAACACAGCACACAUGAUUUGUAUGAUUGUAAAUGAAUGAGAGUCAAUGAGCAAAGAUAUUAUUACUUUUCUGGCUUCAAUGUGCACAUGCAGAUUUAUUCACUCGGUUCACUGCAUCUGUUAUGCAAAAAUUGAGUAUCACAUACUUUAAACGUUGGUGAUAUUAAAUCAUUUUGACCUUUUUAAGAGAGUCUGAGUUGUUACAAGUUUUGUUAAAUGGAUUCAGGCUGAAUUUCUUUUGUUUUGCCACGACAGGAGAGAGUUUUCUGAGCUGCUGGAGAAAUAUGGAUCGAGCGGGAGCACAGGAUCUACACGCAACUCUCCGAUCCAGCAAGGUAGGAAAAUCCUGCUUUUACUUUAUGUAGUGAAUUUGACAUUCAAAGAUCUAAAACAGAGGGCCUGAAGGGUAUGGUGUGGAGUGAAUCAAAGCAUGUCCCAUCGCAUUUUUAAGCGGCACAGUGUAGUUUUGAGUGUCACGAAUCAGCCGUCACACAUAAGGCAGUUUCACGGGGAUGAUAUAGACAGAAGUGGUCAGAGAAAAGCUUGUGAACGACAGUCAUCACAGUCCUAUUUUGCAAAAACCAGUAGACCCUUUCGUUAUUGGAUGUACCGAGCCUGAGGACUAGAUGGGGUGAGUCUGUCUACAAAAAUGGCUCAUGACAAGUGUGCUCGUCUCUUACAUAAUUGCAAACAUCUGUUGUAGUUGGGGGGAAGGUAGCAAGUUCAUACAGGUUUGAUACAGCAAAAAAAAUUCAAAUUUAACAUUCAGUUUCAUAGUUUCAUAACCCUAACUUAACCCCAGAACCAGGGCUCUGACAGUAAUAAGAAAUAUUGGGAGUCCAGAGCUUAUCACAAUCGAUUUUAGAAGGUGAACUUGUCCAAUAUUUUUCCAACUCUGUCAGAGGGGUUUAGUGAUUUUUUUGAAGUGGGAUUGUCUGAGGUGAAGGGAAGAGAUGCUGGCUUGGAAAUUUAGAGCAGAAGCUGGGCUUUCAGAGGCAACACACGGGUCAGCUUGACUAAUUUAGCUGAUUUUAAUGAGCUCCAACCGAAGCAUGAGUGCAUGCUCUAUUUGGAAAUUUGUCAGCACUUUACUUUGGGUUCAGGAAGCCUAUUUAUUUUUGAACUAAAUUCCUGAAUACAAAACAUACAUGUUCCUCCACCUGCAGUGCACUGAUCAUGAUAAAUGAAGUUACUCCACAUGUCUGUUAUUUGGAAAAAUCCCUGAUCAUUUCUGCUAUUUAGAGGGACUUUUUAAUGACUUGAGGGUGAACUGUGCGGAGGUGCAGUGGGAAAAUAAAGGUAAAAUAUUAGGAGUAGAAAGGUAAUAAUCUACUCUGUAAAUAACACGCCUGUCUGCCUGUGCACAUGGCUCUUGAUGGAAAUAAGAGCAGACACCCUGACAAGUUUGACUCACCCAAAGUGAGUAACGCUGUGACGUCAUGACAUUCGUAUUUGCACCACAAACGGACAAAAACUGUGACGACAGUGACAGUUUGAAGGGCAUUACUCUAGCCUGUGUCGUAGUUGAAUAUGGCUAUAAACAAGAAAAUACAGCAUUUUUUAGAGGAAAGUUUAAGUAUCUGAGUUUUGGCUGCAGCAAUUACUUUAAAGCUUCUGUUUCUCUUCACCAAGAUUAUUUCCUCACCUCUUACUUUAUGCAGCAUGUUUACCGACUUUACUUCUGCACUUCAACAUUGAAAUGAACUCUGAAUCUGGAAGUACAUAUUUAUCCCAGGAUUCUCCUGGUUGCUCAUUACUCUGUUGGAUGAAUUAACAUUUGCCUUUCUGUAUUUUUCUUCGUAUUAUUAUUCUAAAGGUGGUCGCUGCUUGGAAAGUACAUCAUCCGGUUCCUCGUCUCGCUCCCAGAGUCCUCUGUUGUUAAGCCCUGCAGGCUCCCAGAACAUGUUCAACAACAGUGGACCCCUGCUGCGUUCCCUGAGGUAAAACUCUAAAUAUCCACUUAAGUCCUUUUUUCAGCAUGGAUUCUGAAAUCUUUGACUGAUCCAGAUCAUUAAUGCUUCUCUGGCCCUCUCUUGGUACUGAUCAAAUUCAUGCAGAUGUCUGAGCAACUUAAAUACAGCGUAGUGCAUUGAUAGAUGCGACAACUGAUGUUCAAAGAUGGACUCUGUUGACCUCAAAUGGACAUCUGGAUUUGUAAAGGGUGUCUUGUUUUACCAUUAUUGAUCCUCGGGUAGAUUUGCCAUUUCUUCUUGACCUGCCUGGGUGUGUCCUCUUCUGCAGGUGACUCUGAGAUCAGUCUUUGUAUUGAUGAUUAAGCGAAGGAUGUGAAAGAGUUAAACUUCUGCAGAAUAGCUGCAUGCUUGUCUUCUAGUGGUGUGACCGACCAGCUUAACCGACCUCCUACUCUCAACUCUUCAUCACCAAAGUACACAGUUAUAUCUUUUCUAACACAGGGUUUUCCUUCAAUGUUUGAACAUCAUUUACUGCAGUAAGGUUUCAGCUCAAGACGUGUUGCUUUCACAAGAAUAGUUUAUUUUUUUCUUGAUGGCAUCAGAGAAAUGUUUAAUCUUGGUGAUACCAAAUCCUGCACUCUGGAUGACCUGCUGAAAGUCAAAGAUGACGGCUUUUGUCAGAAAAUCAACCACCGUUUCUCUCUUUUUUCCUGUUCUUCAGACAUUUUUUUAUCCCACUCUUCUCAAAGGUCACAUAGUAGGAGUUUGGAAAGCUGAACAAAAGGAUUUAAGAUCCUCAGAAGGAUAUAAUAAGCUAGACUUUAAAUUGAUAGGUCUUUUUUUUUCUUCAUUAUCGGGAUUUGCAGUUCUGGCCUCAGUGUGAACUUUCUUCUAACUGGGAUUUAGAUGCUGCUGAUUCAGAUGCUCUCUGUCUGAGGCGAAUCUCUGAUCAACAGCAGCUUGAACUGGAUCCUGCACACUAACAGGCGCAAAAAGUCUCACUCGUCCUGCUUUAUCUUCUUCAUCUUGACUAUAAACCUGCCGCUUUCUGGCCCUUUGACUUCAUAUUCAUUCAUGUCAUCUUGAUCACUUUCAUGACUUGUAGAAAGCUUUAUUUUGGCAUUUGAUGCAGAAAUCUUGGCCUCCAGUUCUAGCUAAUCUUUGAGAAUCUUCAAGCGUACUUUCUCCAUCUCAGUGUCCAGUUUUCUUUUAAUAGAUGCAGACUUUAUGAAAUAUCUGCAUCCAGCUUCAGACGUGUGGGACACUUGACGCUUGUGAUGAGCUGGCUCUCUUCUUUUUGGAUAUACCACUCAUGGCUUCUGAGUUUGGCUUUAUAUCAUCAACAUUAUCAUUGUUUUCAGUCUCCUCUCCUUCUGGACUCUUUUUUACUUUUUCAAUCCAGUCCUUAGUUUCUUUAAUGAAGUCUUCCACGUUUCAGAACAUACCAGUUAUGCUGACCCUCUUUCCAAUCUUCAUCUUUAAGAUAAGAUGUUUUUUUUUCUGCAGUGAGGUCUGCAAACUCUGCAGAAAACCUCUCUCAGAUAAAUAAUGCUACUUCUUCUACAGCACUGGCUUCAUCUUCCUUUAGGAUUUCCCUUUCUUUUUCUUUUCCUGGUGCGCUGAGCUGGCUCUCUAUUUCUCUGCUUUAAAGUAUCUUCAGUUUUUUUUACUCCACGGUCUUUUAAUCUGUCCACAUUCUCUGCAUUUUUAACGUGUUACGGUCUUUGAUUAAGUAUGACUCCAUCUUAUAACUCCUGUCUGGAUAAAUUGUGCUGAUGGCUUACUGACGACUUUUUACUAAAAUACUGAACAUGUAAGCUGAAGCACAGUUAUAGUCCAGACCAGCUUGCUGCUGUAGCUCCACAGAACCCAAAAAAAACAGCAUACACUGUCAGCGCUCUGUGCCCUUUGGCGAAUCAGCAGCCGAGGUUGACUGCAGCCUGGCAUAAUCAGAUCAAAAACAGAAGCACACAAAAAUAAAUACGACUCUCAUGAAUAGAUGGCUCUAAAACCCUUUUUUUGCUCUGUUUGAUCUGCGUGUGAUGUUCAUAGUCAUCCCGGUGAAGGAGUGAUUCAGCUUAUCUCAGUGGCACGAUCAAGCAGUUUUGGCAUCACCAUAGGCGGAGGCUCCAACAGGCCUGAUGGUCCUGCGAUCUUCAUCCAGGAGGUGUUGUCCGGGGGAGACUGUCACAGGGUAUGAACAAACUUAAGGUUAAAUCAAAACCUGCUGUUGUUGGAAAAAAAAAAAACAAUUUAGUAACUCCAGCAGCUUUCUUUGAGUUUGUAGUUAAAUAUGCAAUAAAAUCUGGUCCAUGGUCUUAAAGGGAUAUUCUGGCCUAAAAUUAAUUUAGGGUCAAUUCACCGUAACACUGAGUUAGACACUCCCUCGAGAGAUGAAUGUUGACAGCUUGCUUCUCUAGUUAUACCAACUUUAGUAACAACCGCACAAUAGCAAUACACAGCAGUCUGUACAAACCUCAACCAAAACACCACUCUAUAGCCACAAAUAACUGUAACAGUACAUAUAGGGGCCCAGCCAUAGUACUAACCACCAAACAUCUUUUUAGCUUUGCCUGAUUUCUUUAGCAAAGAGACUAAACACAACUCACCUACUCUCUUCCAGCAGCCGCUUGUUUGUAGCGAGACUUCAGACCAGUCCAUUUUGGACUACAGCAGGGUGACACAGCUCAAGGAAGAACAUUUAUGAUCAUUUUUCAUGAAAAUGCAAUCAGACCGCGACACUAAGACAGAAGAACUACCGCGUCUGCAGUGCAAAAUGAUUAAUAUGGUGAUUAUUACUUCAAGGAAAUGAUGAAGAAAUGAUCAUAAAUAUUCUUCCUUGAGCUGCGUCACCCCGCUGCAGUCCAUAAUGGACUGGUCUGAAGUCUCGCUACAAACAAGCAGCUGCUGGAAGAGAGUAGGUGAGUUGUGUUUAGUCUCUUUGCUAAAGAAAUUAGGCAAAGUUAAAAAGAUGUUUGGUGGCUAGUGCUGUGGCUAAGACCCUAUAUGUACUGUUGAUGAAGUUAGGUGCUGUUCUGAGCAUUAUUUGUGGCUAUAGAGUGGCGUUUCGGUUGAAGUGUGCGCAUGGCUCCUGAGACUGCUGUGUAUUGCUAUCGUGCGGUCGAUACUAAAGUUGGUAUAACUAGAGAUGUAAGCGGUUGGCAACAUUCAUCUCUUGAGGGGGUGUCUAACUCUGUGUGUUUGACUCUAACUUAAUUUUACGCCAGAAUAUCCCUUUAAGCUCAACAUAAUGCAAGUCUUUAUUCACUUCUUUUGAAGGAUGGACGUCUGAGGCCUGGAGAUCAGCUGAUUGCCAUUAACAAGGAGUCUUUAAUAGGUGUUACCCAUGAGGAGGCCAAAAGCAUGCUCAACAAAGCUAAAUCCAGGUAAGGUUGUGUCUGCAGAUUAAAAAACCGAAGGGCCUGAUUAACAAAAGGACUGCACAGCUUUUGCACCUGCUAAACCUAUGCUAAUAAGCCAAAGAGACUUUGUCGGCUAAACAGUGCAAGCCUGAAGGAUUAAACGCUCCACAAUCUGCACUUCAGAGCAAAUAGUGUCUCUGUGCACUCUCCUCGCCCUCUCCUGUUUGCACACAUUCAAAUGAGCAGUUUUCAGUUUACUCAGAGAUAAAGAUGCCCUUUUCAGCUCAAAUACGCCUCACUGCAAAAUACUCCUAAAUCACCAACACGAGCACUAACAGCCGGGCACAGUUAAUAUAAACUGGUAAGGGCUUUCCUUCUCCAGCUUCUCAUGUAUGGAUAAAGGAUUGAGUUUCAUCAGGAUGAGAGAAACUGAAACUGAAGAAAUGUAAAGUCUCUAAAUCAUAAAGCAUUCUCAAAAUGAAUUAGAGGUCAGUCCUCACCAUUUUCAUUCUCAUCUACAGCCAAGACAGUACCGUGGAAAUAGCCUUCAUUCCGGGAAAAGGACUUUUUCCCAGCAGCGCGUCUCUCCACAAUGGGGUCCACCGUGCUGGAGGGCACAACUCUGGGCGCUUAAAAGUCCACAUCAGAUCACCCGAGGUGAGCGUGCUUUGUUUCCACCAUCAAAACAUUCAACAAAGACUAGACCAGGUCUUUUCUUUGAGUCCAGAACACCAGUUAUUAGUAUUUACCUUCGAUUUAUUCCCUGGUGUUUUAGGAAAUACUCGUGUUAAAAACUAUAGGCUAAAACUUUACAAAACAAGACAGUUCUUUGCUCACAUACAGAGAGCGACUGUCCUCUGCCGUCAGUUUAUGAAUAUGUGUGUGUGAGUGUGUGUGUGUAUGUGGUUCAUGGAGACAUUACGCUGUAAAGACAAGACACGGAAGAACAGAAAAACUCUCCAGGCCAUAUAAGCGUGACUCAUCUUGAAUUUGCUUCCCCGGUAAAAAAGGAUCAAACUUCUCCGCCUCAGUUACCGACCUCCACUGCUUCUGUAUUUGCAUUUAUAUUUGAAGUGCAAACACCAAAAACAAAUCAAGUCGCUGCAAGAUCAGUGAUCCAAUCAGAGGACAGAGUAGUGAUGACAUCCUGGACUGAUGUAGAUGUUUUUAGGCAGGCAUCAUUACUCCAGCCUCUCUGCACUGUCCAAUAAAGUGAUUUUAUAACUCCCACAGAAAUAUCAGGUCUUAUUAACUUCAUUCUUUGUGGCCUCAAACUGAAAAACUAACGAGCUGACAUUCUUGAUGUAGUGUUUUUUUUUUUUAUCAAUUUUUCUCAUAUUUCUCAGAUUUGUACCGAGGAACCAGCCACAGUGUCUUCACCUUCUUCUGACAUCUGCCCACCAGAUAUCCACAUUACAGGUGAAAACCUCGCCAUACCAAUGUUUCUGUUAUUUAUGAUCAAACUUGUCUCUCUGUUUCUGCUGCUGAGACCUAAAAAGUGAAAAGUGUUUUCUUUAAUAGACUGGAGGUAAAGGUUGUGAUAAAAAGUAUUAAGCAAUAGUUUCUGAAAUGAAAGCAUGAGAAAAAAGGUAUGAACAAAAUGUGUAAACAAGUAAACACUGAAAUCAAGCGGACAAAGGUAUAGAAAUACAUGAAAUUCUGUACGUAAAAGAACCUUUUAAAGGGUUUUUAAAAGAAGUUUCCUGAUAAAAAAAAUUCAAAAGUCAGACAGAGCAGCAGCUUUAAUCUUCAGGGUCGUCCAGCCCGUCCAUAUCCUAUUUACCUGGAUUACCUGCGUCUGCUGUGACCGCUCGGCUCUAUAGGCUCCUGUAGAGGAGUUGCUAACCAGGGCAGAUGUCAGCAGUCUGUGGUACAGAGACCACAGACGAACACUGGCUCUGAAUAUUUCAGAACUCAACGGAAGUGACAACCAUUCAAGAAAUACUCUGAUCAGUUUUGAUGAUAUGAGGGCUGUAACUUUCAUAAUAGGAGCAUGAAGAGGUUGAUGCUUUCAGGUUUUUUCCAGAGGCUUAAGCUCCAUCAUAGAGACACCUAUUUGCCUCAGUAAGGUUGUAUCUGCAUUUUUAGUGUGUUUGGCUUUUUGGUGCCUCUUUCAAUUCAGUGGAUGAUAUUAUCAAAAGUAGCCAGAACUUCAACUUUCUGUCACUGAUCGUGUCAAAAAUGGAGCGUAAUGCUCUAAAUAUAAACAGUGAAAAAGCACAAAGGGAAUAAAAAUGCUCCAUAUAAACAUCAAAUCAAGACUGAGCCUGCAUCAAUGUGUCCUGAUUUAUUAGAAAAAGAUUUCUGGGCUCCUGAUUGGCUUCAGAUAGGACCUGACAAUGUCCCGUCCUGACAUCUGAUUGGCUCAAAGAUGGUCUUUCCUCAUAACUUAGGAGAUUUUUGCACUUUGAGGGAAAAGUCAGACUCAGGUUUUGAUAUGUAUGUUCAUCUUCUGCCAACUUGACCUUCUUCACACUAGCUCCCAUGAAGUUUCUGACCUUUAGGGUUGAAACUACAUGCAGAGGACUUUUGCAAAAGCUAGACGGGCCAUUUGGUUUGGCUGCAAGGUCACUGGUGGGGCUAAGGGGAAAAAGGGAGGUGCUAUUAUACCCCUCCUCUGCCCGUAAAGUAGAAACACGCCUCACAAGAAGAAAGGUUUAUCACCUAAGCUGCUGUCACAACACGAUACAAACCUUUUGGCUGGUAUAGGAGGGGAAGGUGGUCAGAGAUCAGUGUGAUAUUAGCCGAUGUGCAGACACACAAAUGUCCCUGUUGCCAAAGCUCGCAUACACUAAUCUGGGACAGUAAAACUCAUCAAAUUAAUAUCAGACUUUGACUUUGAGCUCUACCCUCACCACCACCACCACCCCUCACUCAUCCUUAUAAUCAUCCACCUUUCCUCUACUAGGCUAUUUUUUGAUCAUCUGCUUUACUGUCUCCCCCCAAACACUCUGACACACACUUUUACAUGUCUCUAUUAUCACAAAACUCACAUCCACCAAAUCCACAGACAAUCACUCUUUUACAGCACUCGUAUUACAGAUUAUCCAAUUUUUCCCGAGUUGUUACCGUGUGCACUGUGGCCUUGAAUUUGUUUCUCAGUGCAGAGGUCAAUAGCUCCAGAUUUGAUAUGGCUUACAAACUCUAUGUUUUGACAUUUUGAUAUCUUUUUUUCAAAGGAGUAAUUUCAUAACUUCCCUUUUUUUCUUUCUCUCAAGGUUCAACCAGCCAGAGGUCCCCAACAGAGGUCAAACCUAAAAUAACUCUGGAUCCCUACAUACGGCUCAAAUCGGACAAAUUAGACUUGGUGAGUCGCUUUUCAGGUCAGACUAUUUAUAGUCGAGUCAUGAUUCCAAAUACAUGCAAAAUAAAUGUCUGAACUUUGGUGUCGCUUAUUCGAGAAGUAGACUGAUAACUGUUCACUGAAGUUUCUGAUGUGGUUUGAAUGUUAACAGCACAAGAAUACAACAAUAUGAUGGUUGAUUAUCAUAAAAGCAAUGAGUAAAGUUGAAAAUUAAAAGUACAAUGAAAGUGUACUAAUCUAUAAAAAACAAUGGUUUAAACUCUCAACCCCCCAACAUUAGAUUUCGAUUCUGUAAAUCAAGUCUUCCUCCAGAAUCAUGUAAACUCUCAAAGGUAUUUAGUCUGGAGACUUAAAUCUGUCUAAGUCAUAAAUUGAUGAACCUCUUGUUUAAAACUGUUACUGUAAUCCUACAGGGUUUAGAGGUGAGAUAUUUAGUUUUCUGCACAUUUCAGCUCAAAAUUUUGCAAAUCGUAUUUUUAUCUUUUAUCAAGAAUUAGUAAGAUUUUACUCUUAGUAAGUUUUUGCAUCAAUAUUUUGUUGAAGUCUCCGUUCAUGUUGUCUAAUGUCCGAGUUUUUAGAGUCUGAAAGCUUGAUUCAAUAUAGGCAGCUAAUGAUGUCUCCUGACUGUUUUGACAAAGUGCUUAUAAGUCUAUCUGACCAUAUCAGGAGUCACUGAGCUCAGAAGUCUGGCCUCUCGGUCUGAACCAAUUAUAGUCCAUUACACAUCAAGAGGCAAGGACGUCUUUGAGCCAAUCAGACGCUUUCCUCUUAGACAAAAGAAAAUCUUUUUCUGAGAAGUCAGGACACAAGGUCAGGACUUGAUGUAGACUUCUGACCCGAUGAACACGUGUUUCAGGUUAAAGUAUUUCAGAGUGUAUAAAAGUGCAUUAAAAUGUUUCCAAUAAUGUGUUUUAAUUUGAGGGAAAUUUCUGAUUUAUUUCAACACAAAAUGUGCUUUAGAUUUUAAAAUGUUUCUGUUUCAAAACUAACUAUUCAACUAACAAGCAAGUUAGUUUUGUAGACAUGGAUACUUCACCUUCUUCCAUGUCUCUCUCUCCUUCCGUCACCUGGUACGUCAUGCUCAACAGUCUUUUGAAUUCAUACAUGACUAGAGGUGUUAAUGUCUCCUUUCCAACACAAUCUGAUUUAAUUUGCUGGCUGUGAUCAAACUCAGGAAAAAAUCAUCAAAAUUAAGAACAGCUGGGUCCAAUUUGAUUUGAUUCUUUUCAGGUUCAUUCAAAGCAAGUUUAUGAUUAAACUUUCAAAAUAAAAUGUCUUUAGGUUUAUUUUGCUUCCAAGCGUUUUAAAAAAUGUUAUUGGUGUGCUUAAACAUAUGAAGACACGUUUCAAUUAUCAGUUAUAAAACAGACUAUUAUCAACAGACUAUAAUCAAUGUGUUCGUACUCCAGAAACUUAUAAAAAAAAAUCUUUCCAGGAUUUUUAUCAGUAUUUUUGAUUCCUGUUUAUUGUUUUACUUGUAUUAAUAGAUUUAGCACAAAAAAAAACAAAGAACCAUGAGUUAUGAGAUAAUGUAUGAGAGCUGAGUUAAUCACAAGUGAGGAUGUUAUUGGGAGCCGCAGCUUAAUGAGUAACCGAUGACGAACAUUGACUGAGAAAUUUAGAGUACUUGUCUGAUUCGAUCAGCAGCGUAUGUAUUUGGUGUGGGUGUAAGGAGAGUGGACGGUUUGUUUGUAAGCCAAUCAGGGGCAGACACAUUGAAUAAGCCAAUUAGCCGUUAGUACGCUGUCUAAAGCCAAUAAACUGUCUGAAAAGCUCACUCUGAGCCUUUCACAAUCACGUUAAAAAUUUUCACAGACUAUCAGGAGCACCUACGUCACGUCAUGCCAAUCAGCAUCCUGUCGCAGGCAACGCACAGACAGCCUUUUCAGUUAGUCAUAAACCAGGACACUGAAACAGACGAUUGAGGCCAAACAUAACUUCUCAUAGUGGGUUAGGAGCCAAAACACAGAAAAAACAGGGAGUGGGGGCUGUUUGUUUUUUUCAAUUAAUAUAGAGUUCAAAUGAUUUGCAAACCACUUCAUGUUUUUGUUUACAAUUGAUAAAGUUUCCUAACUUUUUUGUAAUUGAGGACAAAGAGAGAAAUAAUUGUAACACUUUUUAUGACACCUACCUCUAUAACGCAUUAUUAAUAUAUGUAUAAUGUGUUAUAAUCAUGUUAUAACACUGUAUAAUAUAGUUAUAAACACUCAUAAAUGAUCAUAAUGCUUUAUAGCAAUUAUCAUAACACAUUAUAAAGCAUUUUAUCAUGAAUUACAAGGUCAGGUAUUAUAAUGUAUUAUAACUGUUAACAACUCACUGACAAUGCCCACAUAGAUAAUGCAAUACAACUGUUGUUAACAGUUAUAACACAUUAUAAUACCUGACCUUGUAAAUCAUGAUAAAAUACUUUUCACUGUGUUAUUAAUAUUGCCAUAAAGCAUUCUAAUCAUUUAUGAGUGUUUGUAAUUACAGUUAUACAGUGCUAUAACAUGAUUAUAGCACGUUUUAAAUAUAUUUAUAAUGCGUUUAGAGAUAGGCGUCGAAUAAAGUGUUACCGAAACUUCUCUUAAAAUCGCAGUUUGCUGACAGGGUGUGGUUUAUCAUCAUGCUGCAAGAGCGAUAUGCUAAAAUAAAUCCUGAGUUGCAGUUAUUUUUAUCCUUCUUUUGGUCUCUACCUGACAGGCUCUGUCCUUCCUGGGGUUGGAUGUCACAGAAGAGAAGAAGAAGAAGUUAAAACAAAGUCUGAACACAGACCCACAGGGCACUGUGGCGUAUGGAGGUGAGGCACUAGUACAGAAACACACACACAAAAAAAAAGACACACACUUCCACUUGCGUUAACAGCGAGGUGAAAUUUGUGUCUCUAAAUCGUGUCACUUCAGAGGCUACUGGUGACAGCUGGAUAUAAGUAACUGGUUGUGUCACCUGUGUUGUUGUGUCACAUUGCAUUACAGCAGGGAAGAUCUAUGUCUGUGUAUAUCUAUGUAGACAGUCCGAGCAACAUGACUCUGUUUCUUUAACCAGCAUUCACAGCUGAACCUGGUUAAGAAAUGAUGAUUUUAUAGUUUUUAGAUGAAGUUUCAUAAGUUUAUUCUUCAAAUAUAUCUCUACCAUCAAACUGCUCUUUAUGUCGCCAUGGUAACACUCCAAAUUUUUUCGACUUUUCUUGCCUUUUGUUAAGACUUCAUGGAUGCCACCCGGAACAUCUUGCAGGAAGACCUUGAGGAGCUCGGUUUAGGGGAGGGUCCCUUCAUGUUUUCGUAUCAUGAAGCUGCCAGUUUGAUGGACACGUCGGCUUUCCACUCUCCUGUAAGCAGUCUCAUCUUUAAACAUGUUUAGUUAAGACUCCCUUAAUUUCUCUGCUGGAACAAUAGAAACAUAUAAAAAGUCAUAACUGUGUGUGUGUGUGUGUGUGUGUGUGUGUGUGUGUGUGUGUGUGUGUGUAGACGUAUGAAUCAGAGUGCAGCUACAGCAGUGAGGAGAUGGAGCAGUUUCAAUCAGAGAUGAAGCAGCUGCACACCCAGAUGAAGCAGCUCAAGGUGAACAUAAACACUCACACGCACAUGAAUUUUCCUCCAUCGUAUAAUCAUUUAAUACUGAGUUCAACCUGACCCUCAUACAUAGCCAGAAAAUUGUUAACCAGCAGGAGAGGCUGAUAUGAAAAUUUAUGAACUUAAUUAAAGAAAACUUAAUAAUUAGCUGCGUUUACAUCGGCACAAAUAAUCGGAAUAAAUGCCCGAUCAGAAUAAAAAUGUAAACAUGUCGAAUAAAAGAUUCUGAUCAAAUUCGGCUCAAUCGGAAAGAAAUUGUACUUAGAACAAGAGGGGUGGUUUAUGCCGAUCGUUAUUCCGAAACGCGUCCAUGUAAACACUUAUUCCGAUCGUGACUCUCUUUCCUGACUCGAUCUUCACUCUUUAGCCUUUGGUUUAUUUAUUGAAGCCUUUUCAGGAGGUUUCAUUAUUCACACUCCGGCAUAAAACACUCCGGUAACAGGACAAGGCGUACAUACAGCGUAAUGAUGUCACAUCUAAACGCACAGUGCAACCUUUGACAGAACAGUAAAAUAAGUGAGCAAGGGCGCCAUCUAGUGACAACGUUUAACAGGGGGAAAACUCCUGAAUUUGAUGGUGUGAGCCACAAUUGCGUUUGUUGGUUUGUUGACAGCACAGACAUGAAUACAACUCUACGCAUGUCCAAAUGCCUCUAAUCUGAAUAAAGCUUGGUGCAUGUAUACGCACAUCGUGAUCGGAUCAUUUGAUUUUGCACCCAAACAAACGGCGGAUUCAGGUUUUCCAAUUCCUCAAAUUUUUAAUCAGAUCAGGAAAUUUUGCCCAUGUAAACAUGUCUAUGAAAAGCUUUCUCUGGCUCCUGGUUGAGACUGCCAAAAUCUACUUAAACAAGCUUAUUGUCUAUUAUGUACUGUACCACGGUUUGGUGACUUUAGUGCUUGUGAAGUCCUGCUAGUCUUCAUCUGCUGCCUCUCUUGGCAGGUGAUGCUGAAGGACAUGGAACACAGUAAGAAAACCCUGGAGGACGAGCUGCAGAAAACGUCUGAGGUGAGCGGCCGAUCCAAACAGUGUGAAGAAACAUACAGAUAGAUGAUAACAGAUCCACUGUCCUCUAAACCUUUUGUUUAGAGGGCCCAAAGUGCGACCAGGUGCUGAGGUGUUGAACUAAGAUUUGUAUUCUUGCAUUUUUUUAGAAAGCAUGUUUGACUGUCGAGGAGAACAACCGUCUAAAGGUCCGUCUCCAGGCAGCGGAGGCGGAGACAGGGCAGCGCCAGGCCAGCAGUGCGGAGCAGGACUACGAGGAGGUCAUUCAGCUGCUAGAGGCUGAGAUCAGAGACCUGAAGAACCAGCUGGCUGGCAAGAGGCAAGGACAAGGAGUGGAGGCCACAAAGGUUAGAUUCAAUCAGAUGUUUUCAAUUAAAAGAGGAGAGGUGCCUGUCUGGCCUUGUGUUUAAACUAUCCAUCCUUAGAGGUAUAGAGGCUGUCGUCCUCUCUUUUGGGGUUAGAGCAUGCGUUUGACUUCCUGUGAAAGAAAAAAAGCAGCAGGCCCAGUUUCUCUCCUCUGUGCUCUUGCCAUCCUCUGUCAUGAGCUGGAAACCCUGCAGCCCUGCCAGCGUACCGCCUGCUUCUCCUGCCUGAUCAGUGUGGAACACAUCAAGCCGCUCUUCCAGCAGCCCCUGCAGACUCAGCCACAGAGUUCAGCCUCUGUUUUCAACAGCAGGAUAGAGGACUUUGUUUUACUCAGACUCUUGUAGUAUUUGAUCUCAAGUAAUAACUCCUCUGAACUCACAGUUCACUGGUACACCACCCUACGAUUAUAAGCCAUGACAUCCUUAAAAAAACACAAAUGUGAACAGUUUAGAUGAUCUCCUUUCUUCAUUCAUGUUUACUUCCCCCUCCUUUAUAUCUCUCCAUGUCAAUCAAUCAAUCAAUCAAUCAAUCAAUCAAUCAACCAACCAUUGUGCACAUACCUACAUUAAUUGUUGAUUGGUUGUGUUAUUCCAUCUUUUUAGGAGGAGGUGAUGGAGCUGAACAGGAGGCUGACAAACAUCGACUGCCAACUGAGGAAGUCAGAGCUGAGCAGGAAGCACUUAGAGAUCUCCAACAAGAAGCUGCUGGGCUUUGCUCAGGUACCGCUCAGAAGAUGUUUGUCUACCCACUUACUUAAUCAAUGCAUUCAUUCAGAAAAAACAGGGAUGAGAAAAACUUCAUUUCUGUGGAUUAGCUUUUUUAUAAUCAAAUGCAGAGCAGCAUCUUUAAGGCAGGUAUCAAGUAUUGAGUCAUAGUUUACUGAAUCCUGGAUGCCUGCGUUAAAUGUUAUGUCAAAUAAGAGUAAAUAUUUACCAAUAAGGCCUGUUAGAUCAUCUACAUUUGAUCUGAUACCACACUAACAUACAACAUGAACCAAUAAACAAACACACUUCCAAAUAUCCUCAUAUGUCACUGGUCUCUUUAGCUGGAUUAUAGAGCUGGUCUGCCCUCUUGUGGCCAAGGGAGUCCCUCUACAUUUUUCAUAAUAGGCCAGGUAGCUUGUCUUCUCUCCCCUACCCGAGAAAUAUUAACAUUUUCCAUUUAAAGAAGUAUUUCAUAUGCAGAGGAGAAUUUAAAUUCAUAGUAGGUCGUAUUGGUUUAAGUAUUUGUGUAUUUUGUCAGAAGGACUCUGUCAGUCAUUUAUUUUCUAGUCUGACACAUGCUGUCUUGCAGGGUUACAAACAUUAAAAAUCAUAGUUGAAAUUCUCAAACUUCGUUGAUAGUCUUGUUUGCAUUUGUAGGUCAUAAAGAUGCAUCACGGUUCAUUUCAGUCUGUUUCAUAACCAGGUAAAAACUGGAGUUAAAUAUCAUUUAAUCUUUGUGUUUCUAGAACGUCCACAAAGUGCUGACAACGCCCAGCCUGUUUGGAGAAGACGGGUAAGAGAUUCAGAGUAUCUAGAAGUCAACAUCCCAUCUUUAGACAUUGACUCUGUUGUUGCUGCUUCUUCUUCUUUACACAACAUGUUCUUUGUAUCAGGAGCAACAGGUCGUCCCCAGGCACCGACAGUCCUGACACCUCGUCACCACUUCCUGAUCGAGCCUUACAGCUGGCUGUGGAGGCCAAAGAGCUGAUGGUUGGAACUGGUUCCCACACCGCUGGUAAUGUUAACAUUAUUGAUGUUUGUGGGUUGCUUAGAAAUACAGCAGAUUUUAUCUAAAGCUCAUUAUGUUAGCUUGGAUUAAAGCUUUGACCUAAUAAAGCCCAGCUGGUAAAAGCUUCUAAAUAAAAGUCAGACUUUGCCUGGAGUUUGGUGCAAUUCCGUCCACCAGUUUUACCAUAACCAGCAUGUCUUAGCUUAACAUUUGAACACUUGGGUCAAAAAGGUCUAAAAUCUAAAGUGGAGACAUCAGACAAGUGUCCUAAAAUGGCUAAAUAGUGAUAUUAUUAUCCACUUUCACUGCAUCUCAUAGUUCUGUUGUCUUUAGUUUUGUUCAUAAAUUAUAAAUAAUGCAAACUAGAAUCCUGACAGGGUGAGCCAAGCACCAAAUAUGGGGUGGAGUGGUCUUGUUCCUUUAUGGUGAGAUUGUAUUUCUUCUCACUGAUUGUCUGACUGAUCCUUGUGGCUCAUAUGGAAUAAUUUCAGUCAGUCUCAUAAACAGCAAAAAGGAACUUUAAAAACAAAUAGAGCUUUUGCAAAAUGAGCUAGAACAUAAUCACACCCACAAAUAACAUGUCAUAUACUAUUUGGAAGGAAAUGCCCCCCAAAAAAUUGGCAAAUUUGUAAAAAAAAAUUUUAAAAACUUAUGGGUCCUUAAGGCUUUAAAAUUCAUGUAGUUUAUAGGGUUUAAACACAUUUGGAGUGUAAGAGUCCUUUUUCUUUCAAGGUUGGCGUUUCUACUACCCAAUCUGUUCAAACUGCAACAGUUCCUGACCUUUUUAGUUUACUUCAUAAUUUUUUAAUUUCAUGUGAUAUUAAAUAAUAAUAAUGAUGGUUGCUUCAUACUAAAUCCUGUUUCUGUCUUACUGUUCACCUGCAGCAACAGUGACGGCGACGGAGGCAGCAGCAGCUCCAGGUGUGAGUCCUCACCAUGGAUGAGCAGAGCUCCUGGACAAGCUCAAAGUCAAACAAUCAAACCCAUAACGGACUUCUCUAAAGUCAUCAUAAAAGACCCCAUACAUUAUACUUUCUCUACAUGUGGAUGAUGAAUCGAUUACCCUUCAACAAAUUGUAAACAACAACACAGCCAGUGUUUUUAUGCCAAAGGUAGCUCCAAACAACCUCUCGAGAGGGAGGCGGGGGAAAGUUUCAGACGCAGUCAUGACCUGAGGAUUCUCAGCCAUGAUGAUAACAUACUGUUUGUACAGAGGUCGCUAUAAAAACCCAUCAAUCUGUCCUGACAUCUUACAGCUACAACUUCUUAUCCCUUGCAGGAUUGUAAAGGGGUGGAGUUGAUUCCAGCGAGAAGCAAGAUACAAUCUAGACGGGUCAUCAAUCAGUCCCGAGGCUCACAUAUACACACACAAACAGACACCCAUUCAUGGUCAAAGGGACACCUUCAGGCAGUUCAGGAUCUUUAUUUAAUUCACCUGCAUGUCUCUGAAUCCUAGAGAGUAAACUGAGGACAGCAGUACAAGACCUUGACUUUGACGUUGUACUUCUUCCCUCUGGAAGAAGUUUUGACACAAAGAAAACAAUCAAUCGAGUUCUCCAACUUGAUUCCUUGAAAUCGAUCAUCCAGAGACGGCCAGUUUAACAACUCACUACCAUCUCUCUCCAUCACAUGACUUACUUAUUUGCGUCGCCACAGAGGUAAACGAUUGAGUGAAAAAUAACAGAAGGAAAAAAAAAAUAAGCAAGUGUCCCUUUGGCCCGGUUUGCCAACUCAUCCUGUGCCCAUAUUAUUGAUUACAGGCAGAGAGUGUUAGGAGCAGAUGGGCCUGAGCAGCAGUGUCUCUCAUCUCUCGCUUUGUUUCACUGCAUGGUUCAUGUUGAUAUUCGUCCUACUUCCAUGGGGUUAUGUGUCGCUGUGGCCCCAGCUGUUUUAUCUUGUGUUUGGUAGUCACAGAGUCUAAGAAGAAAUCGGUAACUCCAGACGACACGUGAAGCAUACAUUUUAUUUAUAUCGACAGCUGCAAUUGCUUUUGAAAAUGCCGACCUGUCCUGUUCUUUAAGAUUUAUCUAAAAUGUUGCCUCAUAUCUGUCUUGUUUCAUUUUUGUAUUAAAGGAAUAAUUGAUGAGCGAACUGUUCCAGCUGUUUGAUAUUUCACUUCAAACACCAACACUGCGUUUUCUGCGGGGUAACAAAGCA